CUAUAGCAAAGUUGGCACAGGAUUUCUAGCGCUCAGGAGAACACAUCUGACACCAUGGCCAACAAGCCACAGCAAGUACCCUAUCUGCAUCUGGCUGAACUCACUGCCUCGCAGUUCCUGGAGAUCUGGAAACAUUUCGACACAGACGGUAACGGUUAUAUUGAGGGGAAGGAACUGGAGAACUUCUUCAGGGAGCUGGAGGUUGCACGCAGAGGAUCUGGAGUGGACCCAACAAAUGUUACCUUCAGAGAGAAGAUGAAAGAGUUCAUGCAGAAGUUUGACAAGAACAAAGAUGGCAGGAUUGAGAUGUCAGAGCUGGCCCAAAUCCUUCCCACAGAGGAGAAUUUCCUGCUUUGCUUCAGACAGUACGUUGGCUCCAGCACUGAGUUCAUGGCGGCAUGGCGACGGUAUGACACAGAUCGAAGCGGUUACAUUGAGGCAAACGAACUGAAGGGCUUCCUGUCAGACUUGCUGAAGAAGGCCAAUAGACACUAUGAUGACCAGAAGCUGCAUGAGUACACGCAGACCAUACUCAGGAUGUUUGAUCUAAAUGGAGAUGGCAAGCUGGGUCUAUCAGAGAUGGCCAGACUCCUUCCUGUGCAAGAAAACUUUUUACUCAAGUUCCAGGGUAUGAAGAUGAACACAGAGCAGUUCAAUGCUAUCUUCAAGUUCUACGACAAGGAUGGGAACGGGUACAUUGAUGAGCAGGAGCUGGACGCCCUUCUGCGUGAUCUGCAUACCAAGAACAAAAAGGACCUGGACAGCAGCAGCCUGGCUGGCUAUAAGCAGAGCAUCAUGGCUCUGUCAGACGGAGGGAAGCUGUACCGCGCCGAGCUGGAGAUCGUCCUCUGCAGAGAGCCCAUGCUGUGAACCUGCCAUCCUCCUCGCUGCCUGACCCCUGACCUCCCCCACCUACCGCUGCCUGGCAAAUGCAACCAGGUGCAUGUCCCGGUCACUCCCCUAACGACCUCUGAUUGAUUGAACCCUGAUGCCCAAGGCCACGCCCCCCCCCCCACCCCCCUGCCACCCAAGCUCUCUGCUACCCCUUCAGCUCCUUGUGUGAAACGACAAGAUCACAAACCAUUGAGAUCAUCUGAUUUGUUUACUCGUUACUGAUUUAUGUAUGUAUUUCUUUGACUCCUUUGUCCCCUCUCUCCCCGUCCCUAUAUCCUGUCCUCCUGAGUAUUUAUUCCUCUGUAGUGUCAUCUUGUUUCCUUACUGGCGUGGAGGUGUUUUUGUCUGAAACUUCUUGAAAACAUGAAUUAAAGUCUGAGGAUUAAGA
Osmerus eperlanus (European smelt) is the source of this 1282-nucleotide messenger RNA. It is a transcript of the gene calb2a, whose product is annotated as calbindin 2a. The coding region runs from base 55 to 870 and encodes 271 amino acids. NCBI's taxonomy places the organism in Eukaryota, Metazoa, Chordata, Actinopteri, Osmeriformes, Osmeridae. The transcript is spliced from 11 exons. The record is from RefSeq and is a predicted model, not a curated record. Gene Ontology annotation, molecular function: calcium ion binding. Gene Ontology annotation, biological process: regulation of long-term synaptic potentiation; regulation of presynaptic cytosolic calcium ion concentration. Gene Ontology annotation, cellular component: cytosol; terminal bouton; dendrite.